Messenger RNA from Daldinia loculata, 2214 nucleotides. Its product is annotated as glycoside hydrolase family 2 protein. The record is from RefSeq and is a predicted model, not a curated record. The coding region runs from base 267 to 2129 and encodes 620 amino acids. The transcript has 7 exons. Gene Ontology annotation, molecular function: hydrolase activity, hydrolyzing O-glycosyl compounds. NCBI's taxonomy places the organism in Eukaryota, Fungi, Ascomycota, Sordariomycetes, Xylariales, Hypoxylaceae. Gene Ontology annotation, biological process: carbohydrate metabolic process.
CAUUCCAGUCUGGAAUUGCGGAGAAUCCCUACCAUAGCUUGGGCAUAGCUUUGAUGUGAAGCUUUUCCAUUCGCAUCCUGUACCAUCUCAGAAGUUUAUUUAAACAACGACUGGCCUGCCAGACUGCUCCAUCAUGACGAGUCGAGCCUUUCCCCAGUCUCGCAAGAUUCUUCUUCGACCCGACCAAGCCCUUGAACCGCUCUGCACCUAGCGGCCUGCUUUACCCUCUCGCAAAGAUAUCAGUCCACCGAGGGGAAGUAAACACGAUGCAUUCCAACUUGUUUACAAACCUCUUAACUUUAGUCCCAGUGCUGGGCAACCUAGCAUUGGGAUAUAAAGUCCAGACUCCUCCGCUUGAUACUGAUUGGACCUACUCCGUUGGAACAGAUCCUUGGCCGGAAUAUCCGCGCCCCCAGCUUCAACGAUCUGACUGGCAGAGCUUGAACGGCAUCUGGAAGUGGAAGCAGGGAGCCUACCGAGGCGAAGUUGUGCCGGCUGAUGACAGCUUCCAACAGGACAUUCUCGUGCCGUCAUGUAUCGAAAGCGCUCUCUCGGGCGUUAUGCAGCAGAACCAGACGUAUUCUUGGUAUUCGACCGAGUUCGACGUUCCUCACGGAUUCGCCCAAAAGGGCCGUCGAGUCUUGCUAAACUUCGAAGCUGUGGACCAUGAGGCAACUGUCUAUGUCAACGGUGAUAUGGUCGGCACUCAUAGGGGAGGCUACUGGCAUUUUAACUUCGACAUCACCAAGUAUCUUACCCCUCAUGGCACUAACACCCUACACGUCUUCGUAUUUGACCCCACAGAUCACGAAGGUUACAUGAAUCCCGUUGGAAAGCAGGCUCGUAACCCUUCGCAUAUUUUCUAUACACCUUGCACGGGUAUCUGGCAGAGCGUAUGGCUUGAGUCGGUCCCAGAGACAUACAUCAACCAGCUAGAUAUCAUCGCUGACAUGUCCGGACAAGUCAACGUGACUGUUGGAACUGCCUACGCGAGUUCUGAUCAAGUUACCGUCUCCGUCAUCGAUAGCAAAGGAAAGGAAGUGGCUUCAGCGAAGGGUGUCGCUAACCAGCCUUUUGACUUCGUUGUGGACUCCCCUAGCCUAUGGUCUCCGGACUCGCCAACUCUUUACAAUAUUACCGUUAAGCUGGGACAGGAUACCGUAAACUCAUACACAGGCUUCCGAACCUUCUCUAUCGGCGAAAUCGACGGAGUCAAGCGCCCGCUAAUCAACGGCGAAUUCAUCUUCCAGUUCGGCACACUCGACCAAGGUUUCUGGCCCGAUGGUAUCUACACGCCGCCCAACCGAGAAGCUAUGGUUUACGACCUUCAGGUCUUGAAGGAUCUAGGUCUCAACAUGCUGCGAAAGCACAUCAAAGUAGAAAACGCCCUCUUCUACCGAGCUUGCGACGAACUCGGACUAUUGCUCAUCCAGGACAUGCCGUCUAUGCCUCUUCGAACACCAGAUGCAGAGGAGCAGGCUGACUGGGAACGCCAGCUCGACAUUCUCAUCCAGCAGCACAAGAACUACCCCAGCAUUUACACUUGGGUCAUCUACAACGAGGGAUGGGGCCAGAUCACAGACUACUACCCAGAGUUCAACCUCACGGACCGCGUCAAGGCGCUUGACCCUACAAGGUUUGUCGACGCUACGACUGGUUGGCACGACCACGGCGCCGGCGACUGGCACGACAACCACCACUACGCAAACCCUCAGUGUGGUACUCCUUUCUCUUCCAUCGAAUCCACUCCUUACGACCACCAGCGCAUUGCCAUCCAAGGUGAAUUUGGAGGAAUCGGCCACAAUGUCUCCGAAGAGCACCUGUGGAAGGUAGAAGCCGCUGUGAGCAGCAUCAACCAGACCUACGAGAUCGACCUGGAUCUUGACGCGUAUAACUACCGUGGUCAUCUCCUACUAAGUGAGCUGCGCGACCAGAUCGAGAAGUACGCAUGCUCAGCUGCCGUGUGGACUCAAACCACCGAUGUCGAAGGAGAAGUCAACGGCUUCCUCACCUACGACCGCCGUAUCCUCCGUCUCGACAAGAAGCAGUGGCAAGCCGAUAUCCAGGCUCUCUACGAUGCCGCGGCAGCCCGAGGCGGCAAGGCGUCGAAGAAGAGGAUGGUGCUAUGAGUAUAAAUACCGCUAUACCCACUCAAUCUCUUAUAUACCUCUAGGUGCAGAUAUACUUCAUUAUAAAGAGUUGAUGACUGUAUGA